Molecule: messenger RNA, 1920 nt
Organism: Saprolegnia diclina VS20
Lineage: Eukaryota; Oomycota; Saprolegniomycetes; Saprolegniales; Saprolegniaceae
Exons: 9
Coding region: 96-1805 (569 amino acids)
Source: RefSeq, a predicted model, not a curated record
GACGCCUUUGUGGCAGAGACAGUUACAUUUCGCGCCAAAUUCGUUCCACGUGGCACGCUCCUGAGCGCGUACGGCAUAAGCGAUUUUGCUGUGUCAUGUUGCAGUCGUCUCAGUACGCGCCGCUGUACGGGUCCCAGGACCAACUGCCCGUUUUGCGUCGAAGCCGCCUGCAGAUCUCGAAGCGUUGGCUCACGCAUUAUGGACUCGGGGUUAUCAUGGUCAUGAACGUCGGGAUUCUCUUGCUACUCGGAUGGGACCUCCACAAUUCGACAGCGAACGCUGCCCGCACCAUCGCGGCCGUCAACGUCGCCGCCUCGCCGACGGCCAUGACGAGCACGGUCGUACUACCGAGCUUGCCCGCCAAGUUUAGCGUCGAGUACGUGACGCCGUACAAGAACCAAGCCGGCCGCGGGACGUGCUGGGACUUUGGCACGAUUGGGCUCCUUGAGCAGUCGUACCGGCGCCACGGCGUUGUGCAAGGCUGGCUCGCACCCCACGACUAUGUGGCCUUCUCGGAACAAGCGUACGGGAUCGAAGUCGCGGCCAUGUGCACCGGUCGCAGCGCGUCGCCCCAGCAAAAAGCGUGUCGUAUUGCCGACGACAAUAUUUGGCGCAACUCCACCGAGGGCGGCGAAGUGCCACUGCUCUAUUACCUCCAGCACGGGCUCCACGACGCCGUCUACCCCGACAGCGUCUGUCCGUACAUUCCGACGAUGGGCCACGACCUUGAAUGCCCCGGCCUUGCCUUGCGCCGACCGAGCAACCCGCUCCGCUUCACAGUCGAGGCGAUGGAGACGUACUACGAAGAGGCGACGAUCAAGGCCCAACUCGUUGCGCGCAGCAGCGCCAUGCCGUUCUCGACCAACAUGGUGACGCUCACACACUACUACCCUUGCAUUGGCGACCUCGUGACGGACCCACGCUGUGCCCCGUCAUCAUGCCACCUCUGUCCGCCCGAGUUGCCGCAAGCCACGUGCUGCAUCCCGCAGACCGGCGACAGCAGCGUGACAAUGGAAGGCGAAUUCGUGUCCCACUCGAGCAUGGCCAGUGACGGCGGCCACGUCAUGCUGCUCGUCGGCUUCAACGACCUCUAUGAGACGCGCGAUGGCUUCACUGGUGGCUUUAUCGUGAAGAAUUCGUGGGCGGACAGCCGGUAUCAAGGCAGUCAUUCGAUGCAGUACUGGAUGCAGAACAUUUCCGAGUGGGAAGAGCGCAUUCUGUGCCCCAACAGCUACAAUCCGUUCAGCUGGUACAUCGCCUCGGAGGAAGACGACGUUGUCGGUAUCGACGCCGUCUUGUCGGACGACUCGAAGCUCUACGCGCACCUCAACCAGAUGCCACUGCAUUUGCGCUGCAUCGACGCCGAUGCGUGCGACCCGUCGCUGGUCUAUUUUGCCAAAAAUCGCACCGACUAUGGCGACCACAUGUACAUCAUGUGCUUUUACGAGUACAACAUGUCGUAUGACACGUCGACGCUCAUGUGCCUGCCCCCCUUGCGGCAAGCCGCCAUUGCCGACGUCUUCGAACCCGUCGAAGUCUACGCCAACGACCCGGAUUUGUGCGGCUUCUACAUGAUCCCGUACGACGUCAACCGCCACAUCAACGCGCAGUUCCAAGGAUUUUUUGUCAACAGCUUUGACAUUUCGUGGGCGCCGCAAUCGUAUGCGGCCAACGCGGACGCCUUUUUGCAGUACGACUAUGGCCCGCUGCUGCGGUCCACCAAGCGCCAGCGGCACGUCUCGUUUGACGGGCCGUUCCCCAAUGCGCACGUGUUCAAGGCGCACCGACAUCGCCAUGCAACCUAAGGCCACAAAUACCAAUAUUGUCCUUUGUGUAAAAUGUCCUAAUGUCCUUUGAGCGGCCAACAAGACAUUUUUUCACAUUGACAAAAUUAAGUUUUGUGAAAAUUGAUGUGCUCUG